AUGAGCCCGCUCGCCGACGCGACGGUCUUCGAGCUGCUGCACCUGCCGGAGGCAGUGGAGCACCUCGUCUUUCCCUAUGAGGUCGGCGCCGCCGCCCGCGGCCGCCGGGGCCGGCCCCGGGAGAGGCAUCGCCAGGGCGAGGAGAAGGGCCUGGGGGACGUCCCCGUGGACAUCCUCGAGACCCCCACGGCGUACACCUUCUUCCUCGACGUCCCCGGCCUCUCCAAAUCCGACAUCCAGGUACAGUGGACAGGACCUUACUUCUUCACCGUCGCCGGCCGGUCACCGACGGAGGUCGUCCAUGGCUGCAGGUGACUGUAGAGGAGGAGAUCAUGCUGGUGAUAAAGAGCAGCGGGAAGAGGAAGAGGGAGGAAGGUAAGGAGGAAGAGGAAGGGGCCUGCAAGUACCUGCGGCUGGAGAGGACGGCAGCCUCCUUCAAGUUCCUCCGGAAAUUCAAGCUCCCAGAGGACUCGGACGCCAGCAGGAUCUCCGCCCGGUGCCAGAACGGCGAGCUCAGGGUCACUGUGGAGAAGCGCCCCCCUCCUCCAAAAGACCUCAUCAAGCGGAAGACGGUGCAGGUCGGCAUAGCCUAG
Messenger RNA from Spirodela intermedia, 593 nucleotides. NCBI's taxonomy places the organism in Eukaryota, Viridiplantae, Streptophyta, Magnoliopsida, Alismatales, Araceae. The record is from the annotation of a GenBank genome assembly.